Molecule: messenger RNA, 807 nt
Organism: Bolinopsis microptera
Lineage: Eukaryota; Metazoa; Ctenophora; Tentaculata; Lobata; Bolinopsidae
Product: adenine phosphoribosyltransferase-like
Exons: 5
Coding region: 17-553 (178 amino acids)
Biological process (GO): adenine salvage; AMP salvage
Cellular component (GO): cytoplasm
Molecular function (GO): adenine phosphoribosyltransferase activity; adenine binding; AMP binding
Source: RefSeq, a predicted model, not a curated record
AAAUAAUAUUUAGGCUAUGGACAUUGUUACAAGAUUAUCGAAGGUAGUGAAAGAUUGCCCUGAUUUUCCCAGGAAAGGAAUCCUCUUCAAAGACAUAAUGCCGAUAUUUAAUGAUCCUGACUUAGUACGUGACACCUGCCAAUCACUCGUUGACCAGAUCAUUCAUUCUGGUGAAAGGCCUGAUGUUAUUAUUGGAAUUGAAGCACGGGGAUUCCUCAUUGGACCAAUUAUGGCACAGCAACUUAAAAUCCCGUUUGUGCCAAUAAGGAAGAAAGGAAAGCUUCCCAGGGAAUGUUAUUCUGUAAAGUAUGAAAAGGAGUAUGGUUUUGAUGAGUUCGAUAUUCAAAUAGAUGCUCUCAAGGAGGGUGAUAAAGUGGUGCUAGUUGACGACCUUCUUGCCACUGGAGGAACUCUUGAAGCUGCCAAAAAGUUGUGCGAUAAAAGCAAAGCAGAGGUUCUUUCCCACUGUGUGGUUUUUGAAUUAGAGUUUCUAAAAGGGAGAGAUAGGUUAAGGGAUACAUCUGUUAUUUCGCUUGUGAAAUAUGGCGGCUAGACUACACUUUAGUAGAGCAUCUUGGGCUAUACUGGUUCUAACAAGUUUAUAAUCGGAUGUUUACUUAUAUUUAUUAUGAUAUUAUUAUUCAUUGUAAUGGCAAUAAAAUUUGAGUUAAGUAAUGAUUUUCUUUAUUGUUUUAUAUUAAGGGUUUUGAAUUUUAAUUGAACAUUUCAGAUUUGAACAAUUUCAACAACUAUAUGAUUGUGUACUGUUUAAAAAAGAUUUCAUUUGAUUUUUAGCUAAGUAUUGCA